AUGCCGAAGGAACAACGCAGCGUUCCAAUGGGCGUCAUCUCUGCCGAACCAUUGCAGGCGGCGGCGCGAAAGCUAAAAUUCACCACAAAAGUUACAACCCUUGGCAAACCUGAGGUACGCAAGGCGACGAAGAAAAGUGCCCCAACAGGACUUAAGACUGGCGGAAGUCAGAGCGGCAUGGUGUUUAAUAAAGGUUUUGGUCAACACAUCUUGAAGAACCCGCUCGUUAUUGCUGCUAUCGUGGAGAAGGCGGCGGUGAAACCAACGGAUAUCGUUUUGGAAAUCGGUCCGGGAACUGGUAACUUAACUGAGAAAUUGUUGCAAGCGGCCAAAAAGGUCAUUGCGUUUGAGGUGGACCCUCGUAUGGUUGCGGAACUAAACAAAAGGUUUCAAAAUUCUCCUUUAGCCCCUAAGUUGCAGGUUAUAAGAGGAAACUGUCUUGAUCAUGAAUUCCCCUACUUUGACAAAUGCGUAGCUAAUGUACCGUAUGCUAUAUCAUCCGCAUUAGUGUUCAAACUUCUUAAGCGGCCGAACUUUAAAUGUGCCGUGUUGAUGUUUCAGCGUGAGUUCGCCCUCCGUGUAUGCGCGCAACCCGGCUCCGAGGCGUACUGCCGCCUCUCCGUUAACUCGCAGCUUUUAGCACGAUGCAGCCACUUAAUGAAAAUUAGCAAGAACAGCUUUAACCCUCCACCCAAAGUAGAAUCCAGCGUCAUUCGACUUGACCCAAAGCAUCCCGCCCCGAGCGUUGACUUUGAGGAGUGGGAUGGACUUGUGAAACACAUCUUUAAUAGGAAGAACAAGAAGGUAUCUUCCAUCUUCCGUACAAAGAACACGGUACGCACGCUUUAUGACAAGUACUGUAGCUACCAAAGAAUGGAAGGGGUGAAGGAUGUUAAAACUUUUGAGGAGUUUCGACAGCACCUUGAGUCAAUCCUUCAAGAACCGAUCUUUGAUAAGCGGGCGCGAGUGCUUGAUCAGGAGAGUAUUAUGGAAUUACUCUGUUGCUUCACAAAGAAUGAUAUCCAUUUUGUGUAG
Trypanosoma brucei brucei TREU927 is the source of this 1035-nucleotide messenger RNA. Its product is annotated as ribosomal RNA adenine dimethylase family protein, conserved. NCBI's taxonomy places the organism in Eukaryota, Euglenozoa, Kinetoplastea, Trypanosomatida, Trypanosomatidae. Gene Ontology annotation, biological process: rRNA methylation. Gene Ontology annotation, molecular function: rRNA (adenine-N6,N6-)-dimethyltransferase activity. The record is from RefSeq and is a predicted model, not a curated record. Gene Ontology annotation, cellular component: mitochondrial matrix. The transcript has a single exon. The coding region runs from base 1 to 1035 and encodes 344 amino acids.